Rhopilema esculentum is the source of this 1981-nucleotide messenger RNA. Its product is annotated as neuralized-like protein 4. Gene Ontology annotation, molecular function: ubiquitin protein ligase activity. Gene Ontology annotation, biological process: intracellular signal transduction. Lineage: Eukaryota; Metazoa; Cnidaria; Scyphozoa; Rhizostomeae; Rhizostomatidae. The record is from RefSeq and is a predicted model, not a curated record.
CAUUAUGAUAUUUUAAUAAACUUUCAACUCAUAUUUUGACGACAAGACCUGUCUUUAUUUUGAACCGUGCCAUCCGGCAAUCACCUGCUCCGUAUCUUGUGGGAAGGAAAGUAACUAAAAAUUACUUGAUUCCUUUUUUAAGGCCGGGCGUUUUCCUUGGUGCGCCUGACCAACGGUCUGCACCCAAGUGUGAAUAUUAACCUCAAUAUUACACCCUUGUUCUUCAAGAACUAAUUUUAAUUAAUUUGUGGCUGAUUUCAAGAUAAAGAUUUCCAGGUUUCUCUCGCAUUGUUCUCUAUCUUCGGGCGCAGGGUGUGCAGCAGCGCGACGCGAGGUUAACCCCAAAACACAUAACAAACUAUGUGAUGCCCCGCAGGCGCAUUGAGACAACAACAACGUAGUGCCAUAAUGGCUGUAGCAUUAAUGGAAAUUUGUAAAGGCAUUUAGUUUGGGCUGAAAAAUUUUAAUAAUGCCCUGACUAUGGUGGGUCAGAGAUGGCAAAUGCACUUUCACCGUCGCUGUGGACGAUAUAUCAAGCUAUCCGACCAUAACCAACGCGCUAGGAGGGAAGGAGACACUUAUGAUCACGGGCUGGUGUUUAGCGAAAGGCCUCUUCAUACAGGCGAACUCUUUCAACUAAAAAUUGAAGAAAUGGAGCUUAAGUGGGCUGGAUCACUGAGAAUUGGUGUAACAACAGAAAAUCCAAACCUCAAUGAAACAAAGAUCGCAAGAGCAGUCACAGAUUUGUUUACAAGUGAUGAUGAGAAUUACUGGGUUUUAUCUGGGCAGAGUGUGCACAAUGGAAAAAAAGAAUUUGAAUAUAAUAAACUUAACAUGUACUCAUUACGUGUUUAUGACAGAGUUGCUGUUCAAGUGAAAUCAAAUGGUGAUUUACAUUUUUAUGAAAAUGGUUUUGAUAGAGGAAUUGCCAUGAGAGAUAUGCCAAUACAAAAGGAACUUUUUGCUGUAUUUGAUCUUUAUGGGCAAACAAAGCAAGUGUCUUGGGAUUACUUUGGAGCACCCUCGCUUGAAAAGCUUUGCCAGAAAAAACUUCGACUAUACCUGUCUAAAGAAGAAAUUGACAAAAUUCCAUUACCUGCAAGCCUGAAAGAAUUUUUGCAAAGCGCUUUGGACUGAACCAUCGCAUGUUGCAAAGACCAAAAAUGUAUAUAAUGCAAUGUUUUAGUAUUUAGAAUGCAAUUUAUCAUUGCUCUGUGUUUAUAAUUAACAGCGGACAAGCUUCUGUAUCUCUUUUAUUUGUUGCUUUUUUAUACAGCUAGAUUUUAAUAUCUUCAUCAGGCCUUGCAAGGAGAGGUGCUCUAGCUCGAUCAAGCUCAUCUGCAUGGGCCUAGAAAGUUUUAGGAGCUUGAUGGAUUGGGCACCUUGCAUGCUUUGACUAAGACUAAAUGCGAAAAGCCAAAUUUUGUUAUUGUUCAUAUUUGACUAUAUUUGGUAAUAUUUUUGUUUGGGCAUUCUUUAAAUAAACUGCAAACAUAUACUCGAAAUGACAAGCUUCAAAUAAGCAACUGUAUGUUUCUUUGAGUUAACUUCGCUAUUUCAUAAUCAUAAUAAAUAAAUUAGCACAAAUCACAAUGUUAUGGUAAUGGUUAUGGUAAACGUUUCUGACACAAUAUUUGGUUUUCUCUCUUUAAAAGCUAAACUAUUAAAGGAAUCAGAUUAAACUAUACAUCAUUCGAUGCACAAGAAUGUGGCAAUUCCAACCAUAUCAAAAUAAUUUGAAAAUAUUGUAAAAUGAUACUUUCCAGGCAAAUUUUUUGCUUAAAUGAGUGUACCACCUUCAAAAGCUAUUUUGUACUCUUGCAUUCAAGAUAACAAAAUCUGACUUAUAUCAACAGAAAGAAGAGAUCCUAAGCUACCAAUGUGUGUCUCAGAUUUUUAAAAUUCCUCCUCCCCUUGAAAUUAGACGCUGUCAAAAAUGGGUAAUCAAUUUUUCUACACUCCCGCAGUUGUUUUUGGCUAU